This is a messenger RNA of Saccostrea cuccullata (small rock oyster), 1247 nucleotides long. Its product is annotated as putative nuclease HARBI1. Bases 267 to 758 code for a protein of 163 amino acids. The transcript is spliced from 3 exons. NCBI's taxonomy places the organism in Eukaryota, Metazoa, Mollusca, Bivalvia, Ostreida, Ostreidae. The record is from RefSeq and is a predicted model, not a curated record.
UUUUUGUAUUGUGUAAUUAAUAUUUUAUACAAUAUAUAGUAUAUAUUACAGAGCUUAAUUAUUUUUUGAUUUUAAAUAAUUGCAUUAAUUAUUAAUUUAUCUAGAGAGGCCAGUGAGUGUGACACAUGUAUUCUUUAUUCUAAUGAAAUUUAGGUUUUCCAAAUGUCCUUGGAUGUUUGGAUGGCACUCAGAUUAGAAUUAGGAAGCCAAAACUGAAUGAAGCAGAUUAUGUCAACAGAAAAGGCUAUCAUUCUUUGAAUGUGCAGAUGUGCUGUGACCACACAUUUAGGAUAACAAGCUGUGUUGCAAGUUGGCCUGGAUCUGUUCAUGACAGCAGGGUGUUCAGACAAUCCGCACUGUGUGCACAGUUUGAAAAUGGUCAGCAUGAUGGGCUACUUUUGGGGGAUUCAGGAUAUCCAUGCAGGAGAUUCCUGAUGACCCCAAUACUGAAUCCUGCAACUAAUUCGGAGCAGGAUUUCAAUCUGUCAUUGUGCAGGACCCGGGUGUUAAUUGAGCAGACCUUUGGUGUCUUGAAGCGUCGGUUCCAGAGUCUACACCAUGAAAUGGCAACAGAGCCCCCACAGGCAGCCAUUUAUAUUACAGCCUGCGUUGCCCUGCACAACAUAGGGAUUCAGAGAGGUGACGUGAUGCCAAACGGAGAUGGAUUUCUUAAUCCUGUUAAUGAUGAUGGCGUGCGCUUCCAAGGGCGAAACGAUGGAAUGUUCAUGAGGCAGCAUAUUGUAAAUAAUUUUUUUUGAAUUUGUACAUUUGAUACUACAGUGUAGUAUAUACUAUAAGUCUAUAUCUGUACAUGGAGUAUUUUUAAGUCGAAAAUGUGAAAAGUUUACAGACGGACGGACGACGGACACAAAGUGAUCAGAAAAGCUCACUUGAGCCUUAGGCUCAGAUGAGCUAAAAAUUAUUACACUUGUACACAUAUCCAUACCAUUUAGAAAAAAAACCCAAUAAAACUCUAAAUUUUGUGAUCAAUAAAGAAUUUAUUUAAUUAUGUCAUUGUGAACAUCACCACUGUCACUUUUUCUGAAAAUAAGUCAGUGUAUAUAUAAAAUCAUUGUAACACUAUACUUAUCCAAUAAAUGUUUUGCAAAAUCAUUUUGCAUCUGUAUGCAACACAGAAUAUGAGGCAAUCAUUUCAUAAAAUUACAGCUAUUAUACAAAAACAGCAUUAUAUGUUUUGUAUACACCCAGUAUUAUUCAUCAUGAUGUAAAGAAUGACAAUUUCAUCU